Messenger RNA from Cucumis sativus (cucumber), 1264 nucleotides. RefSeq names its product BAG family molecular chaperone regulator 1. The transcript is spliced from 4 exons. NCBI's taxonomy places the organism in Eukaryota, Viridiplantae, Streptophyta, Magnoliopsida, Cucurbitales, Cucurbitaceae. Bases 146 to 955 code for a protein of 269 amino acids. The record is from RefSeq and is a predicted model, not a curated record. Gene Ontology annotation, cellular component: cytoplasm. Gene Ontology annotation, biological process: protein stabilization. Gene Ontology annotation, molecular function: protein-folding chaperone binding; adenyl-nucleotide exchange factor activity.
CCUUUUUAUGAUUCCAUAAUUGAUCUUUUAGCAAACCCCAAGAUUCUUUCUUCAUCCCAUGGGUUUCCUCUUUGUUUCCAAAAUAAAACAGUGUGUGUGACACCAAACAGAAACAUAGAAAUUAAAUCAAAGGUUCAGCAAAAGUAUGAUUUCAAUUGAAAAUCAAAGACAGAGAGUUUCAGAAUUGGAAAUUAGACCUGGAGGAAUGUUGGUUCAAAAGAGGGAUUUUAAUUCAAAUCCUUCUUUUCCCACCAUUAAAGUUAAGGUUAAAUUUGGCUCUUCUUAUCAUCAUAUUCAAAUCAACUCCCAUGCAAGCUUUGGCGAAUUGAAAAAGUUGAUGGCUGAGCCAACAGGGUUGCACCCAGCAGAGCAAAAGCUAAUAUACAAAAACAAAGAGAGGAAUUCAAAUGCUUAUCUAGAUGUGGCAAGAGUUAAAAAUGGCUCAAAAAUUGUGUUGGUUGAAGACAUUUUAAGCAAAGAAAGAAGAUGCGUUGAAAUGCUUACAAACCAUAAGUUUCAAAUAUCCUCCAACUUGUUAAAAGAAAUAGACUUGGAAGUCAAUAAACUCUCUCAAGAGGUUGGAUCUGUUCAUGUGAAAGCUUGUAAAGAAGGGAGAGUUUCUGAGAAAGAAGUGGAUGAUUUGAUUGAAUUGCUUAUGAGAAAAUUGAUACAAUUAGAUGAAAUUGAAGUUGUGGGAGAUCUGAGGCUACAAAGAAGACAACAGGUGAGAGAAGUUCAAAAGCAAAUUGAAAGUCUUGACAUGAUGAAGCUACAAUAUUGUACCACUCUCAAUAGCAAAAAUGAAAUUGGAAUUUCAAAAAAUGGUGGUUUUAUUUCUACUACAAAGGCAAAGCAAAAUUUGAAGCCAAGGCAGCAAUGUUUGAGAAUACUGAAGGAAACUCCAAGGAAUUCUGAACCUGUGGUUGUGACAACUAAAUGGGAAACUUUUGAUUAGCAAUAAUAUCAUCACAUACUUUUAAACCACAAAAAAAAUUAAUGUUGAUCACAUUCCAUAUAUGUACCCUUUGUUUUUCUUUUUCCUCUUUCUGCCUUUCAAAUAAAUGUUGCAUUAAAAUCCAAAAGAAAGAGAGAAAAAAAUGCAAAGUACUAUUGAAAAAAUGAGGCAUAGCGGAAAGAAAAAUUGUUGUCACGUGCUUGAGAUGAAGCACGGCGGCUGACAUCUUUAAAAGGGUUAGUUGUCACCAAUCUUUUUUUCCACUGUGAUUGGACACCUAAAAAUAAAAUAAAAUAAAUUUUAAACUUU